AGGGGUUUUUUGUCAGAUGCAUACCUUGUCAAUGUGAUUAUUUGACACCGCCAGUUCCAUGACUGCGGUUAAGCUCCAACUUGAUGGAUUGCUGGUAGUAAUUAUGUUAAUCUUGGCAUGUAAAGGUCAUCCUUUCAGAGGUGCAGCACUAAUUUUAUUCUAUUGAUGGAUGUCAUCCUAAUGCAUUAUCUGGAAGUGGAAUUUAGACACGCUGGAGAUCCAACUUUUCCAGCUGUUGUUCUGCAUCUGUGGCACCCGAGGAGAAGAGACUCCGCUCUGCCAGGUCUCAGUGCUCUUCAGACACUUGUCCUUGACAUCCAAAUGCCUUGUGUUGAUUGUCAUGCCACCAACCCUAUAUGAGUUAUGAUGACGGCUGUUUCUUUGACUCAGAAAAGAAGCUCCCCCUACUCUCACCAUUGAGCAAAUCACAUGAUGUGAUGGAGAUGCAUCCUGAAAGUCUAUGCUUCAAGGAAUCUGCCAGCAGGAUAUGAGUAUUUUGAGCCCUGUGACAGAUAACAAAUCAAACAUUGGGGGAAUUGUGGGAGGCCCAGAAGAAUACUCCAGAGUCAUGCAGUCAGAGGAGCUAUUCAGUAGGAAACUCAAAGCCUUGAAUGGAAGCAUGGGACCGCCAGCCUCCAGCAUGCAGGUGAAACCUGAUGGUGCAGGAAAAACAAAUGGUACUCCGGCCAUGCCUAAAAUGGGAGUCAGGGCCAGGGUGACAGAAUGGCCACCAAGGAAAGAUGGAUGGGAUGGACGGCCUUCACCAAACUACCAGAGUGUGAUACCCGUGUUUCAGAAUGGACAGCAGGAACAUACUGUGGAAAUAUUAGAGCAAGGCGAGGGAGUUUGUGUAGAGGUAGACUACACUGACAAAUACACACUGAGUGACCUUCUCAGCCACUCCCCACUGAGGGGUCUCCACCCUAUCCGUCAGCGGAGCAACAGCGAUGUCACCAUAAGUGACAUUGACUCAGAGGACAUCAUGGACCAGAGCGCUGUCAACCCAAACACCGGAGCAUCGCUGCAUCGUGAGUACGGCAGCACAUCCUCCAUCGACCGGCAGGGCCUCGGUGGGGAUGGCUUCUUUACCAUGCUUAGGGGCUACAGAGUGGACAACCUGGACCAUCGUAGCAUACCACCUCUGGGUUUCCCAGAGUUGUUGCGCUGCGACGCCUCCCUCUCACCGAGUUUGCAAACAGCAGCUCAAAUCGCCAGGGGUGAGAUAGUCCACAUUCCGGGUUAUGAUUACAUAGACACUUCUUUCCUCUACAGCCGGGAACGAGAGAAAUCCUUCAUGAGGCGUCUCAAAUCCGAGUCAACAGAAACUUCACUGUUCAGGAAACUGCGUACCAUAAAAAGCGAAAGUGAUGCUUUGCGUCUCUCCAUAGAGGAAGACCGGCGACCACUGAGCUUCCAAAAAUGUUUUGCUCACUACGAUGUACAGAGCGUGCUUUUUAACAUCAGUGAAGCAGUUGCAAGCAGAGCUAACCUGAGCCAGAGGAAGAAUACCACCACUGGGGCUUCGGCUGCCUCAGCAGGAGUAGGUACUGGGGCAGGUGGCGUGCCAGGAGGUGGAGCUGGGGCUGGACCUGGACCUGGACCUGGACCUGGAGCUGGGGCAGAUGGUGGAGCAGCAGGUUGUAGUAGUGGAAAUCCCCCCAUGUUUGAGUCUCCACUCGGCAGCAGGGAAGACUUGAACCCCAAGGAGAACCUGGACGUAGAUGAGGGGGAUGGAAAGAGCAACAGCUUGGUGCUGAACUGUUCGCACUUUCGCAACGAGAUCGGUGGAGAGGGCGAGAGGAAGAUAUCCCUCUCCAGAGCCAACAGUGCCAACUACAGCGGCAUGUCAGAGAGCUGCUCCUUUGAGUCGUCUCUGAGUUCACACUGUACAAAUGCAGGAGUUUCUGUACUGGAGGUGCCUCGUGAAAACCAGCCAAUCCACAGGGAGAAGGUCAAACGCUACAUCAUUGAGCACAUUGAUCUUGGAGCAUACUACUACCACAAAUACUUCUAUGGGAGAGAGCAUCAAAACUAUUUUGGGGUAGAUGACAAUCUGGGACCUGUGGCAGUGAGCAUCCGCAGGGAAAGGCUGGACGAUGGAAGGGAGAAAGACGGCAUGCAGUACAACUAUCGGAUCACUUUCAGGACAAGUCAGCUGACAACGCUCCGAGGAGCCAUCCUGGAGGAUGCCAUUCCAUCCACAGCAAGACAUGGAACAGCCCGCGGCCUGCCGCUUAAGGAAGUGCUUGAAUAUGUCAUCCCUGAGCUGAAUAUCCAGUGUCUGAGGCUGGCCCUCAACUCUCCCAAAGUUCCAGAGCAACUCCUGAAACUGGAUGAGCAAGGCCUAAGCUUCCAGCACAAGGUGGGAGUUCUCUACUGCAAGGCAGGCCAAAGCACAGAAGAGGAGAUGUACAACAAUGAAAGUGCUGGACCAGCGCUUGAUGAGUUCUUGGAUCUGCUUGGUCAGAGGGUGCGCCUCAAAGGCUUCACCAAAUACAGAGCUCAGCUGGAUAACAAGACUGACUCCACCGGUACACAUUCUCUUUACACUACCUACAAGGACUACGAACUGAUGUUUCAUGUGUCCACGAUGCUCCCCUACACGCCCAACAACCGACAGCAGUUAUUAAGGAAGAGACAUAUUGGCAACGACAUCGUCACCAUAGUAUUCCAGGAGCCCGGGGCCCUUCCUUUCACUCCAAAACACAUCCGCUCUCAUUUCCAACAUGUGUUUGUCAUCGUCAAAGUCCACAACCCCUGCACUGAUAACGUCUGCUACAGUGUGGCUGUAUCCAGAUCUAAAGACGUGCCUCCGUUUGGCCCCCCUAUUCCCAAGUCUGUAACUUUCCCAAAGUCAGCAGUUUUCAGGGACUUCCUGCUCGCCAAGGUCAUCAACGGGGAGAACGCCGCUCACAAGUCAGAGAAGUUCCGAGCCAUGGCGACUCGCACGCGGCAGGAGUAUCUAAAGGACCUAGCUGAGAACUUUGUUAGCACAGCGACGAUAGACUCAGCUGUGAAAUUCAGCUUCAUCACCCUUGGGGCCAAGAAGAAAGAGAAAGUUAAACCCAGAAAGGACGCACAUCUGUUAAGUGUGGGAGCCAUCACCUGGAGUGUCUGUGCCCGGGACUUUGGCCAGUCAAUGGACGUGGACUGCUUGCUUGGCAUUUCCAAUGAGUUCAUCGUGCUCAUUGAGGAGGAGUCAAAAAACGUGGUGUUCAACUGCUCGUGUCGUGAUGUCAUCGGAUGGACCUCAGGGAUUAUGAGCAUUAAGAUUUUCUAUGAGCGCGGGGAGUGUAUCAUGCUGUCUGCCCACGACAGCUGCGGAGAAGAUAUCCGGGAGAUGGUGCAAAGACUAGAGAUCGCCACGAGAGGUUGUGAAACAACAGAGAUUACCCUGCGCAGGAACAGCCUUGGGCAGCUCGGCUUUCAUGUCAACUUUGAAGGCAUCGUGGCCGAUGUCGAGCCCUUUGGCUUUGCCUGGAAGGCAGGGCUAAGACAGGGCAGCCGGCUGGUGGAGAUCUGCAAGGUGGCUGUCGCCACUCUUACUCACGAGCAGAUGAUUGACCUGCUGCGCACAUCUGUUACAGUCAAAGUGGUUAUAAUCCAGCCUCAUGAAGACGGAACACCUCGAAGAGGCUGCUCUGAGCUUUACCGAAUACCAAUGGUAGAGUACAAGGUCGACAGCGAGGGUACGCCCUGCGAGUACAAGACGCCCUUCAGGAGAAACACCACCUGGCACAGAGUGCCCACAGCUGCUGGAGCCCCUCUGUCCCGAAGUUCGCCCACUCAGGUUCCCGAUCGCCUGCAGUGCCAGCAGAUCCUCCAGCAGCACCAGGCAGCUAUUCCACGAAGCACCUCGUUUGAUAGGAAGCUCCCAGAUGGUUCCAGGAUGAUGCAAGACAUGGAGAAUCCUCAGCUCACCUCAUGUAACAAGGGAGACCCACACUACCGCAGCUCCCCCAGUAACCAGUCCUCCUCCAGUGAUCCAGGGCCGUGCGGCAGCAGCAACUGGACCCAGCAGCCUGGAUAUGACGGCUGUCCAUCCCCUAUCCUGCAUGAGCGGGCAGGGGACAUCCAGGGAGGAGAUGGAGAGAUCCGCAGGGAGAGAGAGCCCACGCUGGAGAGAGCCAGAUCUGCAGAGGCCAAAUGGCACAUUCCCUCCACCAAGAUCCUGAAUCCUCUGAAGCAAAGAGAAGGAGGAAAAGAUUCUCCAAACAAGCUGUCCAGGGCUGGCGAUAAAAACUCAAGCCACUCAAGUAGCAACACUCUUUCGAGCAACGCCUCCAGCAACAGCGACGAUAAGCACUUUGGCUCUGGAGACUUGAUGGACCCGGAGAUGCUGGGGCUCACUUACAUCAAAGGGGCAUCCACAGACAGCGGCAUAGACACUAAUCCCUGUGUGCCCCCUGGGGCCCGGGUGUUGCUGCAGGGUCGUGUGGGGGAGCCUGGACACCCCUGGAUGUCUGAGCACCAUGAGGACGGGGCUUCAGAGGAGGAUCAUGGAAAACUCUACUUACAGCAGGGCUUUGCUUCGGCUAUUAUGUCUAGUCACGUGACGGAGGGCAGCAUCGGGGACCUCAGCGAGAUUUCAUCUCACUCAAGUGGGUCACACCACUCUGGCAGUCCUCUAGCCCGCGGUGCCAGGUACUGUAUGUCUGCUGACUCCUCCAAGGUGUACACCAUCCCCCAGACCAGCAGCUCAGGGCCAGAGCCAGGGCCAGGGCCCACCUCGGAGGCCUGUGGACAGGCACGCACACAGUCCAGUUGCAAACUCCCAGAGGGCAUGAAGGCGGCUGAUGAUGAUGGUGAUGAUGAUGCCCACAGCAAUGAGGGACCUCCCAACAUUUCAGAGUGUGGAGGAGCGGAGAGCUUGUUAGCCUUCCUUCUCAAAAUGCUGUCUGAGCGUUCCAGGCAGCUGUAUGCGCAGGAAGCAGCCUGCCGGCUUCAGGCUGCUGAGCGAGACGGAAAAUCACUGCAGCGACUUUCAAAAGAAGAGUACCGUAAAAUGAUGCUGGCCAACAGCCCUCCAGGAGAAGACAGGAAUCGGAAGGUGUCAGCAGUGGGCACUUUGUCACCAAGACGCUCCCUGUACCGAACACUUUCGGACGAGAGCGUGUGCAGUAACCGCAAAGCCUCAUCGUAUACCAGUUCGCACAGCUCCAUGCUGGAUCAAGCCAUGCCCAACGACAUCCUGUUCAGCACCACCCCGCCUUACCACAGCACGCUGCCUCCUCGCAUGAUCCACAAUCAAGGAGCGUCUAAUCUAAGGAGUGAGUUUUGGUUCUCUGACGGCUCCUUGGCGGACAGGUCCAAGUUCAGCGACCCAGGCCUCAUGCCCCUCCCAGACACUGCAUCGGGCUUGGAUUGGUCUCACCUGGUUGAUGCAGCACGAGCCUUCGAAGACCAGCGCGUGGCUUCUUUCUGCACAAUGACGGACAUGCAGCGGGCCGAGGCUCUGCAGAUCUCAAGAGAGCUGACCAGACGGGUGGUGGAGGCGGAGGGAGCAGCGCUGGAAGCAGACAGCUCCCCAUCCACGCUAACUGGCAAAGUCAACCAGCUGGAGGUGAUCCUCAGGCAGCUGCAGCAUGACCUCAGAAAGGAGAAAGAGGAUAAGGCGAUGUUACAGGAGGAGGUGCAACACCUGAGACAGGACAACAUGCGGCUGCAGGAGGAGAGCCAGACGGCAGCAGCUCAGCUCAGGAAGUUCACAGAGUGGUUCUUUCACACCAUUGACAAGAAACCCUGAGAGGGAGGCCUGUAGAAACGGAGGGAAACCAAGCAAAGAAGGCCUUUAUCCCUCCGAGGGCAUCCACUCAACUCCUGUUUAAACCUCCAAGAUGAUCUAUAAAUAAACAGACUAUAAAACAAACCAUUACCAGCCCCAAGAGUAAUAAAGACUCCUUUAAAAUGCCCCAUGUUUAGGAGACUGCUGUGCUGCCCUGAGCAAGAGACUUGAAGCCUGAUCUGGACCUUCGUUUUGGGAUCAUUCUCCGUCUAAAGUGCAGGGCUGUUUUUGACAUUAACGGCCUCUUCAUCCUGGAGAACAAGGCUCUUGGGAAACCUCAUCUCCAGUGCUGGAGAGGAAUUGAGAAAGGCAACCCCGGGGGCCCCCUCUGAAGUCCCUGGGAUCUUCUUACAGUAGUGGAAUGUAAAGCUCAUUUACUGUAGUCAACAUUUAAUCUACCUACGUAAGUCACGUCAGUCUACUGUACUGUAUAUUCAGCUGUACUGUAUCAUACUGCGCACACUGUCACACAGCUGUUUCUGUGCCGGCUUUCACGGACAAAGGAGAAAUAGAGGGGGAGGGGAGGAAUGUACUGGACAUAAUGAAGUGGUACUUACUGUCUGCUUGCACCAAGAGGAAUCCACAUGUGGCGGUCUUGAAAACAUACGGUAAAGAGAGGGGAAUGAAUGUAGCUCAGCUGAGACCUGUUCUUCUCUCUGGAUGUCUGGUUCCCAAAGUCACAAACGUUUUAAGGUUUGAUGCUUUGAGAUUUGGUUCUUAACAAUCUUCACGUUUUCUUUUUCUCUGUGUUGUAACAUAGGGUCACAUGGCAGUAAUUUCAAUGUUUAAAGGUGCUUUUCCCUUCACACGUUUUGUCAGUAGUUUCCAUUCACUGUCACAAUGUCCUAGCAAUAACCAAGUGGUAGUUACAUAACUGUGUUUGAAAAAAAAAAGAGUAAAGAACAAGAGUUAGCACAAAGGUAAAGAGCUCCUUUCGAGAAGCAGUUGUAUUUUACAUGUAUUUAUAAAGCUGGAGGAGACCGUGCCUAAAACUGGUUGUAAAUGGAUUGUUUGUUUGCUUUCGGUUCUUUUUUUUGAUAAACACUUGGCUUGUUUGUGGCUCACUGAUAUAAAAAUUGUGUGUGUGAAUGUGUGAAUGUGUGCAUGUGCGCGUGUGUGAAGUUUAACACAGCAAAAUGAGUUCUUAUGCAGUGGUUUUUAGAGCAUUAGAGCAAGCGCCAGUGAACCACACUUACAACGCCAAAUGUGUUUAUUUCUGUACAUAACUGCCACAGAAGUGUCUUGUAUUUAACACUGUUAUUUAAGCUUAUUUAACCUAAAGUUGUUUAUUUUAUUAAGGGUAUUUGUUUUUCUGCACUAAAGGAGAGAUAAAGCUCUGUGUACGUUGUAAAGUGUGUAGCUUGCCAGGGCAAAAGAAAACAAAAACAUAAUAAAAACUAUAUAUUUAAAUAUAUAAAUGAUGAUUUUGGAGAUUCCAACAUUUGGAUGCUGCUAGAUUAACAGUUCGCUGGUUUGUAUGCUUUUAAAAAUGUCUCUCUCCCCAUUAACUGUCUCAUCCCUGGUGGGAUGUUGUUAGCUUUUUUUCUUGGUUUGUUUUAUCUUUUUUUUUUUUUUUUUAAAUAAAUGUAGUUGUAAAAAUAACAGCUUUUUUGUGUUUUUUGAAAUGUCUCUUCUGUCAUUACUCACAACCAAAUGUAGUGAUGUCAAAUUUAUAUCUGCAUCAUGUGACCCAGUUUGGGACUCUUACCAGCCAAUGGUGUUAGAUGUUGAAUUUGAAGGAUUUGGGAGAUCUUUUUGCUUAACUGCAUCACAGAAUAUCUCCAGCUUUACU
Melanotaenia boesemani (Boeseman's rainbowfish) is the source of this 7577-nucleotide messenger RNA. Its product is annotated as signal-induced proliferation-associated 1-like protein 2. Gene Ontology annotation, cellular component: cytoplasm. Gene Ontology annotation, molecular function: GTPase activator activity; protein binding. The coding region runs from base 461 to 5746 and encodes 1761 amino acids. The transcript has 22 exons. The record is from RefSeq and is a predicted model, not a curated record. Gene Ontology annotation, biological process: activation of GTPase activity; regulation of small GTPase mediated signal transduction. NCBI's taxonomy places the organism in Eukaryota, Metazoa, Chordata, Actinopteri, Atheriniformes, Melanotaeniidae.